Messenger RNA from Daldinia decipiens, 1234 nucleotides. RefSeq lists its product as uncharacterized. Bases 312 to 1223 code for a protein of 303 amino acids. The transcript has a single exon. The record is from RefSeq and is a predicted model, not a curated record. Lineage: Eukaryota; Fungi; Ascomycota; Sordariomycetes; Xylariales; Hypoxylaceae.
UGACGUGCAAUUAUCCCCAAAAAUUUGUCGAGCUCCAUUAUUCGAUCUGCUCGAUCUAGACUAUCGACAGGGAUUGUUCAAGUUAGCUGAACGAAGGCCGGCCCUAGCUAUCAUGUGUAUGCCGUAAUGUUAGGUACUCAUGAGAUUUUUACCAUUUCAAAAUGACAGCCCUCCCUCGUCGUAGGUUCUCCUUGGUUGAGAUGUACGGUCCUUUGAAUCAAGCUUUUUAAACAACUAUUUCCUUCGCUAGACAGAGGACCGCCGUCUCCAGGCCUCUUCUCAAUUUAUCGCCGUCUAGUUAGCUCUCCAAAAUGAAGUCAUUCGUUUCUAAGGCCAUUGCCUUUAUGCUAUUAGCACUCUUCUCGGUCACUCUAGCGCAGACAGCUUCCUCAACAUCAGAUGCAGGCCCGACAGAAACAGUAUCUGAAGGGACUACGUCGCAACCGCAGGUAACACCUACGGAUACCAUCACAGGAGGAGCUGACUCCAGCACGACAUCGUCAUCAGCAACGGCAACAGGCGGAAGCAGUGGUGGCGAUACCACUACGAGCGUUCCUUCAUAUGGAAAUACGCCACCGGAUGUUUACUUGAAUGUCCCAGAGCUCCAUGUCGGCAGGAUCGAGCUGGACGUGGACAACUUGAAUGCAGAAAUCAACCUAGCUGCGCAAAUAGCAAACUUGGUAGAAAUCAACGCAGGAAUCCAAGUCGGAAUCACCAAAGUGAACAUCACGAUCGCCGACGUCGACGCCAACUUGGAAUUGAUAAUCAGGCUAGGAAAUCUAGCCGAUAUCGUGAACAGGACGUUGGAAUCGCUAAAUUUAAAUCCGCUACUCAUCAACGUGCUCAACGAAGUAACGGAUCUCGUCGAUGUUGUGAUCGGCGCAGUCGACGGUCUGCUUGGCUCGAUCGUCAACGGGGACUCAAAGAUAAACUUCCUCGUAGACAAUCUCGGAAAUAUCGUGCAAGAGGUGGAGGGCACAGCUGGCAAAUUAUUAAGUACGAUUGUGGGCAACUUCGAGCAGAACAUGACCUAUACCGGCGUGCAGGAAAUUUUGGACGGCGGCCUCAUCCAGAAGACGUACAAAUACGACCCGUUGUCUGCCCUCGUUAAUAUUGUGUUCAAUGCUGCUGGGCAAGUAGUCCAGGCUGUUGUUUUGAAGGGCAAUGGGGGCAGUAGUACAUCGACCACCACGGCUGCACCUACAGGUGGAGCCAGGAGAUGAUCUGAGUGAGA